GAAUUUUCUAAUCCAUUUUGAUGAGAUGGUAAUUUGAUUGUUCUUGUUUCCUGCCUUCAUACCCUGUGUGGAUCCAUGAAAUUAAUCUUGUCCGCCAUAUUGGCAAGCUUUCAUAAAGUUAAACUCUCUAUUGUUGCUAAUCUCUACAUUCUUGAUACUUGGAAACUGCUUAAAACUCUUGAAAUCCAUCUUGAAUCUUUCUUGAGAUUGCUUUAUACUUGUUCUUGAAACUAAAAUCCAAAGGAAAUGGAUAAUGAUUAUUGAAAUCCUCAUUAUCUUGAUACUUAUCUGAAAUUAAUUCUUGAACUGUUCUUGGAAUCUUAUCUCGAACCUUGCCUAGAGUAAAGUCAUAUUAGCAUCCUUUUCUUGAAAAUCAAUUGAUAGUUGGUUUUUGGAAUCUAUUUUGAAUUGUCCUUGAAAACCAUUCUUGUUCUGACCCUUGCUCUUGUUCAAAUUCUGUAUAUUGCUCUUGCUCAAAUCUGCAUAUUCUGCUAGUUCUUGUUUUAGUAUACCUGUUGAUCUUCUGGAUUUUUUAUUUUUUGUUCAUAUGUACACCCCUUUAGGAGGGGUGAUAAUUAUGAGAAAAUACUUAUAUGAGGCAUCCUCAUUCUUGUCUCUUACAAGUGUUAAUUCCUGUAUUCUUAAUGUCUUAGCUUUGACUUGACUCUAGGAUGUCUAGGAUGACUUGAUUAUAAAUCUGCUUAGCCUCCAUGGGCUACGAGGGCUUAAUAACCGAAAUUUCAAAGUUUAGCGACUUAAAAGAGAAAAAUUGGAUAAGAGUCAGUUACUUUUUCUUUUUCUUUUUUUCUUCCUUUGUUCCUCAGCUCAUGUGCUUCAACUCUUCCCGACCUCGCUGCAACCUGAAACAAAAAAAAAAAAAGGAACCAAGCUGCUGACAACAAUUUUCUUGAGGAAACCGGUAGAAAGCUUGGAUAUUUCUCCUUUUCUUGUUCUAGGACUGAAAUUGAACCCAAAAUUCUUCCCCCCGCAAAGAAAUUUUCUGAUCUGCU
Molecule: messenger RNA, 1010 nt
Organism: Rubroshorea leprosula
Lineage: Eukaryota; Viridiplantae; Streptophyta; Magnoliopsida; Malvales; Dipterocarpaceae
Source: the annotation of a GenBank genome assembly